AUGAGCGACAAUCUAUCGUAUUCACCGCUGGGGGGGCCUAGGUCCUCGGUGGUUCAGUCUAGCCACUCCGCCGGCGGAGUCCCUGCCGCUGCGACGCGCUCUUUGUCGACGCGUUCCAUCCGUCCUGCUCGACCCGUAUCUGGUGCUGCACAGACAAACAUUACUUUGGGAUCGCCUUUGAAUGCAUCAAAUUCACCACCUUCAUCCUCUGCAACAUCAGCUCUUGUCUCUUCAGACUCAGCUGCAUCCUCGGUGUACAUGGAUCCGUCGUCAACAGCCCCUGCCCCACUGUUCUCCGGUCCUGCGACAUAUGCGCACUCACCAAACUAUCAAACCUCUACUGCAGCUGACGAAGUCCCAGUGGGUACAGGGAAUGGUAUCUUGACUCGCGUUCCACAGAAUCAUUGGGGCUCGUCGUCACCACCGCCUCUAGGCGUCGCAUCUAAUACCCAACAGCAGCCACUACCACAACAACGACCCUCUUUCCAUGCACCUCCACAGUCAAACUCUCAUUUCUAUCCUCACAAUAGCAUGGCUGCUCAGGUUCCUGCAGUGCCGGGGCCUCAGCCCCUUUUGCCUGAAUCGUUUUCUCAGGCUCCGGCCUCGACAAGCGGCCCAGCGGUAACGACAACUUCAUCGACGUCUGGGCAGCCAUUGAGCUCAUCAGUGCCGGCAUCCACGCAACUCUCUGUCAAAUCCAACUCUACAUAUUCGAAAUCACAAACACCUGCUCUUUCGAAGCCUGCGCCAUCCACGCCAUCUCACCCACCCAAGAAUGCUGAUAAUCGGCCUCGUGGAUUCCGAAAAUUUCUCGCCAUGAUGACCUGCUCCUCAUCAUCGUCAACUGUCGAGAUGGCUCUUGACGGUCAUCAAAAUACUUCACCGACACAGCCUGCCAAUCCUUCUUCACAGCCUCGCACUUCGUUACCACCUCCUACCACCCAGCCGUCCGUUGUAAAGGAGCCGACGUCUAUGCCUGGUCCAGCCCCUGCAGGAUCCAAUCCAAGUCCGAAUCCAAGUCCUCGCACAAGUCUUCAGCCUCGCCCAUAUUCUGGGCUACAGCCUGAGACUGCUGAGCCUCAUUCUGACACCGGCCACACCCAGUCCAUGCUGCGUGUGCCGUCUGUUAUGAAUCGAAAUAGCGUGGCCACAUCAACAGCUACCUCCCAUUCAAGCGAAACCGAUGACAUAAACCAAGACGUCAUUACUCAAGUGCCACAAAAUGGAUCUAUGAUGUCGAUGGGCAUGUCUGACCCAGAGCUGGAGCAGGAGAUGUUUGCUGAAGAGCAGAGGCUGAUUCAACAGGGUGGCACGGGCAUACCGGUUGACGAAAAUGGCCAGCCUUGCCCUCUGUUAGCGCAGGUGUCUGCGCUUGAUGCGUCGCGGAAGUGCCUGGUGCUGGAUCUCGAUGAAACGCUUGUGCACAGUAGUUUCAAAAUGGUUCCAAAUGCGGACUUUGUUGUGCCGGUGGAGAUUGAGGGCAUCGUGCACAACGUGUAUGUAAUCAAGCGGCCGGGUGUCGACGAGUUUUUGCGGCUGAUGGGGCAGAUCUAUGAGGUGGUCAUAUUUACAGCGAGUCUCAACAAGUAUGCUGAUCCUGUCAUCGAUAUCCUCGAUAUGCACCGUGUCGUCCGUCACCGCCUGUUCCGUGAGUCAUGCUACAAUCACUAUGGCAGUUACGUGAAGGAUUUAUCUCAGCUUGGCCGGCCCUUGCAUGAUACCAUUAUUCUCGAUAACUCGCCAGCAUCGUAUGUCUUCCACCCUACGAAUGCCGUUCCAGUGUCGAGCUGGUUCAAUGACCCACACGAUACCGAGUUGACCGACCUAUGUCCUUUCCUUGAAGAUCUAUGCUUUGUGGAUGACGUUCGCAUUGUCCUUGAUGGCUUUAUUGACGUGCCAUGA
Malassezia globosa CBS 7966 is the source of this 1902-nucleotide messenger RNA. RefSeq lists its product as uncharacterized. The record is from RefSeq and is a predicted model, not a curated record. The coding region runs from base 1 to 1902 and encodes 633 amino acids. Lineage: Eukaryota; Fungi; Basidiomycota; Malasseziomycetes; Malasseziales; Malasseziaceae. Gene Ontology annotation, cellular component: plasma membrane. The transcript has a single exon. Gene Ontology annotation, molecular function: phosphoprotein phosphatase activity.